AUGCUUAAGGUUGCAACAUUGUUGGUGGUGCUGGCUGUAGUCGCCAGUUCGCAGGCCUGGCAGGGUGGGCGCAAUGGCAACGGAGGAAAGGGAGGAACAGCUGGUGAGCUGGAUGGACGCAGGGAAGAUCAACGUCGCGAAUGGGAUGCUUGGAGAGCGGAGCGACAACGAGCGCUAGAUGCUGCUUGGGGAGAUGGUCGCGAAGACAGGGACAAUCAAGCAGAUGAAGAAGGAUCUAGAGAAGGACAAGAUAACGAAGGUGGGGGCGAAGGGCAACUGAGAGGAGAAGGCGAAGAUGGAGAUGGUGAUGGUGAUAACCAAGGAGAUGAUAACGAAGGGGGCCGAGACGGGGAAGGCGAUGGCGAAGGCGAACGCGGAAGUGGCGAGAAUGGUGAACGCGGUGGACGUGGUAAUGGAAACGGUCGUGAAGACAAGGAGAAGGUGAAGGAGGUCGUCAAGAAGGGCAAGGUGGUCGAAGAAAUGAACAAGGAGGUCGUCGGGAGGGUGGUCAGAAUGAACAACGAGGUCGUCAAGAAGGAAAUAACCGAGAGGGACAAGGAGGUCGACAAGGCGAUCGGAAUCGUGAAGAAUCAAACCAGAAUGGUCGACAGAAUGGUCGGGAACGCGGUCAGGGAGAUGGCCGUCAGCAAAAUCGACAAGGAGAAGGACAACAGGGUAACCAAAAUUCGAGCCGUCAAAGCGGACGACAGGAAAAUCGUAAAGGUGGAAGACAAGGCAAUGAUCGAGGGGGAGAGCAGGGAAAUCGCCAAGAAGCAAGAGAUGGCAAUAAUCAAAGAGACGGACAACAAAAUCGCCAAAAUGGACGCCAGGAAAAUGGUAAUAACAGAAGUAAUCAGCAAAAUGGAAGACAGGAUAAUCGACAGGGAGGCAAUCAAGGAAAUCGACAGGACGGUCGACAGGGCGGACGUCAAGAAGGAAGAGAGGGUAAUCAAGAAGGAAGACAAGGAAAUCGCCAAGAAGGACGCCAGGGAGAAGGAAGAGAUCGUCAGAAUGGUCGUCAGGGUGGUAAUGAAGAACGCCAGGAAGGUCGCCAGGGAGGCCGUCAAGGGCAAGAAAACCGUCGAGAGCAGACUAAUGGGGUAG
This is a messenger RNA of Armigeres subalbatus, 1104 nucleotides long. RefSeq lists its product as uncharacterized. The record is from RefSeq and is a predicted model, not a curated record. NCBI's taxonomy places the organism in Eukaryota, Metazoa, Arthropoda, Insecta, Diptera, Culicidae. The transcript has 3 exons. The coding region runs from base 1 to 1104 and encodes 367 amino acids.